Messenger RNA from Eurypyga helias (sunbittern), 1546 nucleotides. RefSeq names its product leucine proline-enriched proteoglycan (leprecan) 1 (gene P3H1). The annotation marks the transcript as partial. Gene Ontology annotation, cellular component: endoplasmic reticulum. Gene Ontology annotation, biological process: collagen metabolic process. NCBI's taxonomy places the organism in Eukaryota, Metazoa, Chordata, Aves, Eurypygiformes, Eurypygidae. Gene Ontology annotation, molecular function: iron ion binding; protein binding; procollagen-proline 3-dioxygenase activity. The record is from RefSeq and is a predicted model, not a curated record. The transcript is spliced from 13 exons.
AGUGAGUUUCGGCUGGGUGUGCGGUUUUACACGGAUGAGCAGCCGGCCGCUGCCAUCCUGCACCUGGAGAAGGCGCUGGAGGAGUAUUUUGUGGCAGACGCUGAGUGCCGUGUGCUCUGUGAGGGACCCUACGACUAUGAGGGCUACAACUACCUGGAGUACAACGCGGACCUUUUCCAGGCCAUCACAGACCACUACAUGCAGGUGCUAAGCUGCAAGCAGGGCUGCGUUACAGAGCUGGCCUCCCAGCCCGGCCGGGAGAAGCCUUUGGAGGAUUUCCUGCCCUCGCACUUCAACUACCUCCAGUUUGCCUACUACAACAAUGGGAAUUACGAAAAAGCCAUUGAAUGCACCAAAACCUAUUUGCUCUUCUUCCCAAAUGAUGAGGUGAUGAACCAGAAUUUGGCCUAUUACACUGCUGUCCUGGGAGAAAACCUGGCAGGACCCAUACAGCCCCGAGAGGAGAUCCAGGCAUACCGCCAGCGAAGCCUGAUGGAGAAGGAGCUGCUGUUCUUCAGCUACGAUGUCUUUGGCAUCCCCUUCGUGGACCCGGACACGUGGACUCCUGAAGAGGUGAUACCAAAAAGACUGCGAGAGAAACAAAAGGUGGAGCGGGAGACGGCAGCGCGCAUCUCGGAGGAGAUUGGCAACCUCAUGAAGGAGAUUGAGACGCUGGUGGAGGAAAAGGCCAAGGAGUCUGCUGAUAUGAGCAAGUUCAUCCGAGAAGGUGGCCCCUUGGUGUACGAAGGAGCCAGUGUCACCAUGAACUCCAAGACCCUGAACGGCUCCCAGCGCGUUGUGGUGGAUGGAGUCCUUUCUGCCGAGGAGUGCCGGGAGCUGCAGAGACUCACCAACGCAGCUGCCUCAGCAGGGGAUGGCUAUCGUGGGAAGACGUCUCCUCACACCCCGAGUGAGACCUUCUACGGUGUGACUGUCCUCAAGGCCCUCAAGCUGGGCCAGGAGGGCAAGGUGCCCCUGCAGAGCGCCUACCUCUACUACAACGUGACGGAGAAGGUGCGGCACAUGAUGGAGUCCUACUUCCGCCUGGAGGUCCCGCUCCACUUCUCCUACUCCCACCUGGUGUGCCGCACGGCCAUCGACGAGAAGCAAGAAGGACGAAGUGACAGCAGUCAUGAGGUGCACGUGGACAACUGCAUCCUCAACGCAGAGGCCCUGGUGUGUGUGAAGGAACCUCCAGCCUACACCUUCCGGGAUUACAGUGCCAUCCUCUAUCUCAAUGGGGACUUUGAAGGAGGAGCUUUCUACUUCACUGAGCUGGAUGCCAAGACUGAGACCGCGGAGGUUCAGCCGCAGUGCGGCCGUGCCGUGGGCUUCUCCUCUGGCUCCGAAAACCCCCAUGGGGUGAAAGCGGUGACCAAGGGCCAACGCUGUGCCAUCGCCCUCUGGUUCACACUGGACCCUCGACACAGUGAGCGGGAGCGUGUGCAGGCAGACGACCUGGUGAAGAUGCUUUUUGGUGCCGAAGAGGGUGAGUUGCUGCAGGAGAUGGGGCAGGCGCCAUGUGAAGCCGCUGGCGGCUGUCGCC